Lottia gigantea (owl limpet) is the source of this 2696-nucleotide messenger RNA. RefSeq lists its product as hypothetical. The transcript has 13 exons. The coding region runs from base 79 to 1029 and encodes 316 amino acids. Lineage: Eukaryota; Metazoa; Mollusca; Gastropoda; Lottiidae. Gene Ontology annotation, cellular component: early endosome. Gene Ontology annotation, molecular function: protein binding. Gene Ontology annotation, biological process: vesicle cytoskeletal trafficking. The record is from RefSeq and is a predicted model, not a curated record.
CCUACCCCACCUUCACUGGCAUUAGACAAGUGGACAAGUGUGGCUACUAGUAUGGUUUGAUAUAUUUUAUAUAUUGAAAUGGAAAAGGAUAAUGAUGUUCUUGGACAAUAUAGGGCAGUGUCCAAUAAACUGAAAAAGAGGUUUUUGAAAAAACCAAAUUUAUCAGAAGGGAUAGAGCAGUUUGGUAGUUUAGCUAAAAAUUUAGAUCAACAGGAAUGUCCACAAUAUUCUGGGUUUUGCUGUUUAGCUCAGGCUAGAUGUGAACAUACUCAGACAAAUCAUGCUGGGGAGGCAUUAGCUUUAACCAGUGCAGCAAGAUCCUUUCUAAAAGCUGAAAUCAAGAAUCAACAAAUUAAAUGUGUCAGUUUUGAAGAACAUUUGAUAGCUGCAAUCAAUUGUUAUGGUCAUGCUAUCAGAGUCCAUAUAGAAAACAAACAGAUAAGUCUAGCAGCCUCACUUUCUCUUGAACUUGGUCAUGCUUUAAAGAAUUUAGACAAACCAGGUGAAGCUGUUGGACAUUUUCAAAGAUCUGCAGAACUCUUAUCUCAAAGCCCCUUGGACUGUCUAGAAGCUUUAGAUUUAGUUUCAUCAUGUAAAAUAGAAACAAAAGAUUAUGAAGGAGCAUUAGCAGUUUUAACAGAAAUGACUUAUUUAGCUCAAGAAAGAGGAGGUUCAACGACAACAGGAAAACCACUAGGACCCUAUGUUGAUAUGUUAGUCAAAUGUGAAAUAGCUAGAGUAUUGUUAUUGAUGCUUUUACAGCCUACUCCACAGCGUAUCAGACCAGAACAUGCUCAAACAUUAGAAAAAUAUGCUUGGGAAACUACAGAAGAUAAUUUUUCAGCUCAGUAUUUAGAUGAAGAUUUAUUUCUCUUAUUACAAUCAAUUGUGAUGGCUUGUCAAUCUAGAGAUAUUGAAUCAUUACAGGCAUUACAAACAGAAAUCUGGCCAAUGUUAUCAGCUGAACAAAAUCAAAUUCUUCAUUUAGUUAUACAAGAGAUAUCUCAUCCUACUGGUGAAGGAGUGUAGUUAUCAGAACAUUCUAGUCAUUGUAAAAAGUAUCGUAUGUGACAAUUGAGCUGUUUAAUAUCUAUUACAUCUACAUUCCUUUUGUUUUAAGAGAUAUUAUACAAUUAUAAGAUUAUCAGAUUAUGAAAGAGGUGAAAUUCUAUAUUGAUUUAAAUUGUUUAGUGAAAAGACUAUUACAUGAGUCAUACCUGUAACGUAUUUAUCAAUGUUAAAAGGACAGGUUCGCAAUCUGUUUGGCCAAUGGUACCUUCGUCAGAAACAGGAAUUUAUCAGCUAUCAGUAAUGGUGUUAUCAGCUCACAAUCUAAAUUUAAGCCUUUAUAUUUAUGUGUUUCCGGAAUUAUCUGCGUUUAAAAAUAAUGACUUGUCUUGACAAUAAAUCAGAAUAAUGUUCUGAGGUUUACAUGGACAGAAGUAGUAGUCGUCAUUCUUAACAAAAUAUAUUUAUUAUUAAAAUAUGGCAAAUAUAAAUCAAUCAAUAUUAUAAACAAUAAAUGCUGGGUCUUUACUUUGGCCCAAAGUCUUUGGGUUGGGCAUAUGUUGAUCUUUUUAAGGAUUUCUAGCCUUUCAUUUGUACUGACAUUCAGCUUUUCAUGACCAGUAAUCAAAAGCCUGUAAGAAAGCUUUGUCCUGAUAAUGAUGUUUGCACAAAUACCCAAAUGUUUUUUGAGAAUAGGAACUGCCUAUUUCUGAUGCCCAUACAAGGUUAAAUAAUAUAUAUAAAAUGCCUCUUUUGUCUCAAGUUCAAGAAUAUAUGGGUUUUGAAGAGACUCAGACAGUGAUAUCAAAAAUAAAAGUAUAGCUUUCUAACACAAAAUGGUACAAUUGUCUCUGACAUUCUCCCAAUUGACUACCAAUUAAAUGGCGGUAUAGAGUUUCUCAUGCAUAAGACUGAACUGAGUAUUCUAUAAGAGAAACACAUUACCUCGGUAAUCUUUUGAUAUAUUGCUAGGGUGUUUUUGCAGGCCGAUUCAAUUUGAAAGAUUAGCUAUUUUGUGCAAUUGGGAGCCAGGAAGUAUAGCCUAAUCGAUACAUUUGUUAGAAUGUCUACCUAAACCAAUUAGGCUUAAUCCUAAUCUUCCCAGGAUGUGAUUAGAUUAGACUUUUAACUAAUGGUUGCAGGUCAACAAUAGUAAUAAUAAUAAUCAAAAUAGAUGACUUUCUUAUGUUGUCAGCGGAGGCAGCUAUAUUGCCUAAUCCACAACAUCCAAUUUCCAUUUGUAGACAACUGCUAAUCUAAUCGAAAUGGAACCAAAUUGUACUUGCAAAUCAAAACCAAAUCAAAUCGGCCAACAAAAAAGUUUUUAAUAUAUAGCCUAACUAAUUCAGUUUACACGCAGACUAGAUAAUCUAUAAAAUAAUUUGAUUAACUGUUUUUAGACUUUGAUUUUGGUUUUGGUUUGAUAAAGUUAACAACUGUUCCUAAUAUAAAAAAUAAAAGGGUGAAAACAUGGGCUAUAUAAUAAAUUGAUGACCAAUACCGCAAUGUUUCUCCAGCUCCUAAUAAUAGAAAUCCCAUACACAUAUAGUCAAAUCCACGCAUUUUAAAAAACCAACAAGCCCAAUCAAAUAGUUUUUCUUGUUGAACAGAUGUAUUGGUUCUAAAAGCUUUAAUCAUGGCUUGUUCAGCCAUCAAUAUAGGUGGUACUGUCAUGAAUGAUAGGUAAU